Messenger RNA from Gossypium raimondii (Peruvian cotton), 2391 nucleotides. Its product is annotated as MACPF domain-containing protein CAD1. NCBI's taxonomy places the organism in Eukaryota, Viridiplantae, Streptophyta, Magnoliopsida, Malvales, Malvaceae. Bases 379 to 2136 code for a protein of 585 amino acids. Gene Ontology annotation, cellular component: plasma membrane. The transcript is spliced from 7 exons. Gene Ontology annotation, biological process: plant-type hypersensitive response; regulation of salicylic acid mediated signaling pathway. The record is from RefSeq and is a predicted model, not a curated record.
AAAACAUAUUCUACAGUGGAACACAUAUUUUUUUUUUUUUGAAGAACCCGAUAAUAACUGGGGAAAAAAAGAGGAGAGAAUUUCAAGAGAAACCAUCGGGUUAGAAUUAAAUUGUUUUAUCUUCUUUUUUUUUUAGAUCUUUUCCCCAAAUUACAAAUUAAUAGUCACUUUGAGUCAACUCCACUUUUUUUUUCUCUAUGUGCUUUGGUGAACUGCAACUCGAAUUAUCUUCACCAUUCAUUCGAUUUCUUUUGUUUUCAGUACAAUAGGAGAAUUGGGUUUUUCUUUUUUUGGUUAAUUGAGCUUAUUUGAUGGUCUGGGUAUGAUUCUAAUCGAGGAAAAAGUUGGUACUUAAAGUGGGAUUUGGGGGAUGCAAAAAUGGGGGAAAAUGGAAAUGCAGCUGCUUUACACACAGCAAUCAACGCGGUUCAAGCAUUGGGGAGAGGAUUUGAUGUUAAUUACGAUACGAGGUUAUUGUACUGUAAAGGUGUGAUGGGUUCUAGGAUAGUUGAAAUUGAUGAAGAACAUGUUAGGGAUAUUUAUUUGGAUGAUCAAAUUGUUCUACCUAAUAUUUCUAGAGAUAUUAGGAGCUCCAAGGAGUCUAUUGGUCGUCGUAGUUCUGGGGUUUGUAAUUUUCAUGAGAUGGUGGAGUAUUUCAAUAAAAAAGCUAACGUGUCUGGUGGUUUUGCCCUCGGUAGUUUCAAUUCUGUGUUUAGCUUUACUGGUUCAACAAAUAUUGAUGCUGCGACCACAAAGAUGCUCUCUAUGGAUGGAUUUUACAUUCCACUUGCCAAGCUUCAGCUUACAAGGUCACCAUUGGUGUUGCAAGAAAAGGUUAAACGUGCAGUCCCAACUUCUUGGGAUCCAUCAUCCUUGGCUAGUUUCAUUGAAAAUUUUGGGACACAUGUCGUUACUUCUGUAACUAUUGGUGGUAAAGAUGUGAUAUACAUCAAACAACAUCAUUCUUCACCUUUAUCUACCAUGGAGAUUAAAAACUAUGUGCAGGAUAUCGGAAAUCAAAGAUUCUCUGAUAAAGAAAGUCAUACGAGUUCAGGUCAAAUCAAAUUAAAGGACAAGGGUCUUGAUCCAGGCUUAUUCAAUAGUCAAGGGAUAUACCCUCAGCCUUCCAAUGCGCCAUGUCUUAACGGGAAAGAGGAUGUUACAGUCAUUUUUCGUAGGAGGGGAGGAGAUGAUCUGGAACAAAACCACACACAGUGGGCAAAAACCGUCCGGUCAUCUCCGGAUGUCAUCGAAAUGACUUUCUAUCCUAUUACUGCUCUACUUGAUGGAGUAGCCGGAAAGGAGCAUCUGACUCGUGCUAUCAGUCUUUAUCUCGAAUACAAGCCUCCAGUCGAAGAACUUAGAUAUUUCUUAGAGUUCCAGAUUCCUAGGAUAUGGGCUCCGGUACAGGACAAGAUUCCUGGCCACCAGAGGAAGGAACCUGUUUGCCCGUCUUUGCAAUUCAGCAUGAUGGGGCAAAAACUUUAUGUCAGCCAAGAACAGGUCUCGGUUGGACGUAAGCCAGUAACAGGCUUGCAAUUACGACUAGAAGGAAUCAAGCAGAACCGUCUGAGUAUUCAUCUUCAACACUUAGCUUCUCUUCCGAAGAUCCUACUCCCACAUUGGGACACCCAUGUUGCAAUCGGUGCUCCUAAAUGGCAAGGACCCGAGGAGCAAGAUAGCAGAUGGUUUGAACCUGUGAAAUGGAAGAAUUUUUCUCAUGUUAGUACGGCACCAAUUGAAAACCCCGAAACCUUUAUAGGUGACCUCUCUGGCGUCUACAUUGUCACUGGGGCACAACUCGGAGUCUGGAACUUCGGGUCAAGAAACGUCUUGUACAUGAGGCUCUUGUAUUCUAGGCUUCCGUGUUGCACGAUACGAAGAUCGUUGUGGGACCAUUGUCCAAAUGACAAAUUGAAGAAAGUUGUUGCUACUAUAGGUACUACCAACUCUGGUGAUUCAAGUUCCGGUUCACAAGAAAAUGUCGUAAACAAAUUGGCUAAAUUCGUUGAUAUGUCUGAGAUGAGCAAAGGACCACAAGAUCCUCCCGGUCAUUGGCUAGUAACCGGUGGAAAGCUCGGUGUCGAGAAAGGCAAAAUCAUAUUAAGGGUAAAGUACUCCUUACUGAAUUAUUGAAUCUCUUGGCAUAUGAUUGGUAUGGUUUCGUGCCGGUCCAUGUUUAAGUAGAGGCAAUGUUUUUCGUUCUUUUUGCACGUCUGUACGUCUUCUUCGUGCUUGUAAAGAAUUGUGUUUUGAUGAAUUUGAUUUUGAGUGGUUUUUUAGGAUAUGUAUGUUUAAACAUGGAGUUUUUCUUACAAUUUUGGUAGCAACUUGUGUCUUGUAAACAUUUUUCAAGUGCUGUGAAUUAUGUAGAAAUAACCUUGGAAGAAA